Messenger RNA from Formica exsecta, 1619 nucleotides. RefSeq names its product nuclear pore glycoprotein p62 (gene Nup62). The coding region runs from base 146 to 1459 and encodes 437 amino acids. Gene Ontology annotation, cellular component: nuclear pore central transport channel; nuclear pore. NCBI's taxonomy places the organism in Eukaryota, Metazoa, Arthropoda, Insecta, Hymenoptera, Formicidae. The transcript has 5 exons. Gene Ontology annotation, biological process: RNA export from nucleus; protein import into nucleus. The record is from RefSeq and is a predicted model, not a curated record. Gene Ontology annotation, molecular function: phospholipid binding; structural constituent of nuclear pore.
CUACCUUUAUGUAUGUCUAUGCUUACAAUAAUCGUUUUUAACCUCAUAGUAUAUUGCGUCCUAGAAAGAGAAAUCCGUAAAGAAGAAAUAACUGCUAUUUCUUUCUCAAAUUAACUGAACACGUAGUGCGUCAAGGGUAUAAACGAUGAGUACACCUCAAAACACCGGAUUGUCCUUUGCGACUCCAAAAUCUACAGCAGGAAUUACUGGUUUGGCUUUUGGCACUCCAAAUACUAUGGUUCCUGGUACUGGCUUUGGCCUCGGUAGUGGUAUAACUGCAACAACAACAUCCAUAUCUACAGUCACGAGCCUGCCAAGUUUUACAAAUCUGACGAGCAGUACGACGCCUAUAUCCGCACCAUCAGGACUCUCCUUUGAUGCUGCAAAAACAUCUACAACUGCAGCUACAGGAUUUUCUCUUGCGACGACUACAACAGGAGGACUCAGUUUUGGAGCAUCAAAACCUAUGACAGGAUCAACUGGUUUGACUUUUGGCACUCCGAAUGCUAUGCCUACCGGAACUGGAUUUGGUCUUAGCAACACAAUUGCAACAACAACAUCUACGGCAGCAAAUGUUCCAAAUUUUAAUCUCCCUAGCAAUCCUAGCUCUGUAGUUACAGUUCCAUCUAUGGCACCAGGACUUACAUUUGAUGCCUCAAAAACAGGCUAUAGUAGUACCACAACUGCAACUACAGGAUUUCCUCUUGCGGCAACUACAGCGUCAGGAUUUAGUUUUGGAAGUGGAACAUCAACAACAAGUUCCACAGGAUUUCCUUUGAGCAAAACAACUUCGGCUGCUAUUUCAACGAGUCUAACAGCACCCUCUACGCAUACUUCUUUGGGUACCGCCACUACUGUUAGUUCUGUAACUGGUAUUCCAUCAGGAGCAAUUAAUUUCUGUCAGCUUGAAGAAUCGAUUAAUAAGUGGACCUUAGAUUUGGAAGAGCAAGAGAAGGUAUUUGUGAAUCAAGCAACGCAAAUCAAUGCUUGGGAUAAAUUGUUAAUAACGAAUGGGGAGAAGAUAGUGACAUUGAAUCAAGAGGUUGAAAGGGUGAAAAUUGAGCAGCAACAAUUGGAACAUGAACUGGAUUAUGUCGUUGGACAACAGAAAGAGUUACAAGAAUGUUUAGUACCAUUAGAAAAAGAAUUAGCAUCUCUUUCUAUUUCGGAUUCCGAUCGAGAAUAUACUUAUCGUUUAUCAGAGAAUCUCGAUACUCAAUUAAAACGUAUGUCAGAGGAUCUAAAGGAAAUAAUAGAACACUUAAAUGAAGCAAACCGCGCUCAGGAUUCCAGUGAUCCUAUUGUUCAAAUUGGCAAAAUCUUGAAUGCACAUAUGAACAGUUUACAAUGGCUAGAUCAGCAAACGGCUUUGUUGAGCCAGAAAAUACAACAUAUUGAUCAGAUGCAUCAGAGUUUUAGACAAGAAAGUGAACAGAACUUACAUUUAGCAUACAAUUAGUUAACUUAUUUUAAACUUACAAAAAUUAUUUUUUGAAUUUAACAUACCAUGUUAUCCCAUUUAUCGGGGAGUGAAGAGUGUGAGUGAAUAUGAUAUAAAUGUAUUGAAUGUAAGAAUGAAAAAAAAUUGGAAAAUAUAUAUAUUUUGCAUUUCAAUAUUA